Molecule: messenger RNA, 3678 nt
Organism: Protopterus annectens (West African lungfish)
Lineage: Eukaryota; Metazoa; Chordata; Ceratodontiformes; Protopteridae
Product: trichohyalin-like
Exons: 8
Molecular function (GO): DNA binding
Source: RefSeq, a predicted model, not a curated record
AUGCCUCCAGUGUGCGGGCUGGUAAUGCAGAGCACCGUUAGGCAUACGGCAUGCCUCCAGUGUGCAGUCUGGUCAGAGGAGGUGAAAGAUAGCAGUAGGUCAGAGAAGGUGAAGGAUAAAAGUAGGCCAGAGGAAAUCAAGGAUAAGAGUAGGUCAGAAGAGCUCACGGAUAGGAGUAGGUCAGAGGAGGAGAAGGUUAAGAGUAGGUCAGAGGAGGUCAAGGAGAAAAGAAGGUCAGAGGAGGUGAAGGAUAACAGUAGGUCAGAGGUGCACAAGGAUAAGAGUAGGUCAGAGGAGGUGAAGGAUAAGAGUAGGUCAGAGGUGCUUAAGGAUAAGAGUAGGUCAGAGGAGGUGAAGGAUAAGAGUUGGUCAGAGGAGCUCAAGGAUAAGAGUAGGUCAGAGGAGGUGAAGGAUAGGAGUAGGUCAGAGGAGCUCAAGGAUAAGAGUAGGUCAGAGGAGCUCACGGGUAAGAGUAGGUCAGAGGAGGUGAAGGAUAAGAGUAAGUCAGAGGAGAUAAAGGAUAAGAGUUGGUCAGAGGAGCUCAAGGAUAAGAGUAGGUCAGAAGAACUCAAGGAUAAAAGUAGGUCAGAGGAUGUGAAGAAUAAGAGUAGGUCAGAGGAGGUCAAGGAUAAGAGAAGGUCAGAGGAGGUCAAGGAUAACAGUAGGUCAGAGGAGGUGAAGGAUAAGAAGAAGGUGAAAGAUAGCAGUAGGUCAGAGAAGGUGAAGGAUAAAAGUAGGCCAGAGGAAAUCAAGGAUAAGAGUAGGUCAGAAGAGCUCACAGAUAGGAGUAGGUCAGAGGAGGAGAAGGUUAAGAGUAGGUCAGAGGAGGUCAAGGAGAAAAGAAGGUCAGAGGAGGUAAAGGAUAACAGUAGGUCAGAGGUGCACAAGGAUAAGAGUAGGUCAGAGGAGCUCAAGGAUAACAGUAGGUCAGAGGAGGUGAAGGAUAAGAGUAGGUCAGAGGAGGAUAACAGUAGGUCAGAGGAGGUGAAGGUUAAGAGUAGGCCAGAGGUGCUCAAGGAUAAGGGUAGGUCAGAAGAGCUCACGGAUAGGAGUAGGUCAGAGGAGGUCAAGGAGAAAAGAAGGUCAGAGGAAGUGAAGGAUAACAGUAGGUCAGAGGAGGUGAAGAAUAAGAGUAGGUCAGCGGUGCUCAAGGAUAAGAAUAUGUCAGAGGAGGUGAAGGAUAAGAGUAGGUCAGAGGAGGUGAAGGAUAAGAGUAGGUCAGAGGAGGUCAAGGAUAAAUGUAGGUCAGAGGAGGUGAAGGAUAACAGUAGGUCAGAGAAGGUGAAGGAUAAAAGUAGGCCAGAGGAGAUUAAAGAUAAGGGUAGGUUAGAGGAGGUAAAGGAUAACAGUUGGUCAGAGGAGGUGAAGGAUAAGAGUAGGUCUGAGGAGAUCAAGGAUAAGAGUAGUUUAGAAGAACUCAUGGAUAAAAGUAGGUCAGAGGUGGUGAAGAAUAAGAGUAGGUCAGAGGAGGUCAAGGAUAAGAGAAGGUCAGAGGAGGUCAAGUAUAACAGUAGCUCAGAGGAGGUGAAGGAUAAGUGUAGGUCAGAGGUGCACAAGGAUAAGUGUAUGUCAAAGAAGGUGAAUGAUAAGAGUAGGUCAGAGGAGGUCAAGGAUAAAAGUAGGUCAGAGGAGCUCAAGGAUAAGAGUAGGUCAGCGGAGGUCAUGGAUAAGAGUAGGUCAGAGGAGCUCAAAGAUAAGAGUAGGUCAGAGGAGGUGAAGGAUAAGUGUAGGUCAGAGGUGCACAAGGAUAAGAGUAGGUCAAAGAAGGUGAAUGAUAAGAGUAGGUCAGAGGAGCUCAAGGAUAAGAGUAGCUCAGAGGAGCUCAAUGAUAAGGGUAGGUUAGAGGAGGUAAAGGAUAACAGUUGGUCAGAGGAGGUGAAGGAUAAGAGUAGGUCUGAGGAGAUCAAGGAUAAGAGUAGUUUAGAAGAACUCAUGGAUAAAAGUAGGUCAGAGGUGGUGAAGAAUAAGAGUAGGUCAGAGGAGGUCAAGGAUAAGAGAAGGUCAGAGGAGGUCAAGUAUAACAGUAGCUCAGAGGAGGUGAAGGAUAAGAGUAGAUCAGAGGAGCUCAAGGAUAAGAGUAGGUCAGAGGAGGUGAAGUAUAAAAGUAGGUCAGGGGAGGUCAAGGUUACGUGUAGGUCAGAAGAGCUCAAGGAUAAGAGUAGGUCAGAAAAGGUCAAGGAUAAGAGUAGGUCAGUGGAGCUCAAGGAUAACAGUAGGUCAGAGGAGGUCAAGGAUAAGAGUAGGGAUGAGGAGCUCAAGGAUAAGAGUAGAUCAGAGGAGGUGAAGUAUAAUAGUAGGUCCGAGGAGCUCAAGGAUAAGAGUAGGACAGAGCAGGUGAAAGGUAAGAGUAGGUCAGAGCAGCUCAAGGAUAAGAGUAGGUCAGAGGAGGAAUAGGAUAAGAGUAGGUCAGAGGAGCUCAAGGAUAACAGUAGGUCAGAGGAGGUGAAGGAUAAGAGUAGGUCAGAGGAGGUCAAGGAUAAUUGUAGGUCAGAGAAGGUGAAAGAUAGCAGUAGGUCAGAGAAGGUGAAGGAUAAAAGUAGGCCAGAGGAAAUCAAGGAUAAGAGUAGGUCAGAAGAGCUCACAGAUAGGAGUAGGUCAGAGGAGGAGAAGGUUAAGAGUAGGUCAGAGGAGGUCAAGGAGAAAAGAAGGUCAGAGGAGGUGAAGGAUAAGAGUAGGUCAGAGGAGGUCAAGGAUAAAUGUAGGUCAGAGGAGGUGAAGGAUAACAGUAGGUCAGAGAAGGUGAAGGAUAAAAGUAGGCCAGAGGAGAUUAAGGAUAAGGGUAGGUUAGAGGAGGUAAAGGAUAACAGUUGGUCAGAGGAGGUGAAGGAUAAGAGUAGGUCUGAGGAGAUCAAGGAUAAGAGUAGUUUAGAAGAACUCAUGGAUAAAAGUAGGUCAGAGGUGGUGAAGAAUAAGAGUAGGUCAGAGGAGGUCAAGGAUAAGAGAAGGUCAGAGGAGGUCAAGUAUAACAGUAGCUCAGAGGAGGUGAAGGAUAAGUGUAGGUCAGAGGUGCACAAGGAUAAGAGUAGGUCAAAGAAGGUGAAUGAUAAGAGUAGGUCAGAGGAGGUCAAGGAUAAAAGUAGGUCAGAGGAGCUCAAGGAUAAGAGUAGGUCAGCGGAGGUCAUGGAUAAGAGUAGGUCAGAGGAGCUCAAAGAUAAGAGUAGGUCAGAGGAGGUGAAGGAUAAGUGUAGGUCAGAGGUGCACAAGGAUAAGAGUAGGUCAAAGAAGGUGAAUGAUAAGAGUAGGUCAGAGGAGCUCAAGGAUAAGAGUAGCUCAGAGGAGCUCAAUGAUAAGGGUAGGUUAGAGGAGGUAAAGGAUAACAGUUGGUCAGAGGAGGUGAAGGAUAAGAGUAGGUCUGAGGAGAUCAAGGAUAAGAGUAGUUUAGAAGAACUCAUGGAUAAAAGUAGGUCAGAGGUGGUGAAGAAUAAGAGUAGGUCAGAGGAGGUCAAGGAUAAGAGAAGGUCAGAGGAGGUCAAGUAUAACAGUAGCUCAGAGGAGGUGAAGGAUAAGAGUAGAUCAGAGGAGCUCAAGGAUAAGAGUAGGUCAGAGGAGGUGAAGUAUAAAAGUAGGUCAGGGGAGGUCAAGGUUACGUGUAGGUCAGAAGAGCUCAAGGAUAAGAGUAGGUCAGAAAAGGUCAAGGAUAAGAGUAGGUCAGUGGAGCUCAAGGAUAACAGUAGGUAA